This is a messenger RNA of Cynocephalus volans (Philippine flying lemur), 813 nucleotides long. It is a transcript of the gene PERCC1, whose product is annotated as proline and glutamate rich with coiled coil 1. Lineage: Eukaryota; Metazoa; Chordata; Mammalia; Dermoptera; Cynocephalidae. The transcript has a single exon. The coding region runs from base 1 to 813 and encodes 270 amino acids. The record is from RefSeq and is a predicted model, not a curated record.
AUGGCUGCGGGUGUGAUCCAGCCCCUAUGUGACUUGCGGCUGUCCCUGCCGUCCCACAAGCCCUCCCUGCCCUCAGACCCGGAGCCCCCAGAAACUUCCGAGGAAGAGGCGGAGGAGGAGGACCACAACGAGGGGCUGGAGGGUAAGGGGCCAGUGGGCUGCAGCCCAGCCCCCCAGAGCUCAGGCUGGGCUCAGGCCGCCCCAGAAGCAGGCCCUCAGGGUCCCAGCAGCCCUGAGAUGCCGCUGCAGCUGCUGCGGUUCUCUGAGCUCAUCAGCAGCGACAUACAGCGGUAUUUUGGCCACAAGGACAAGGAGCUGGACCCAGGUGCGGGCAAUGUCUACGCUGACGACUACCCGGCCAGCAGCUCUGCCAGAGAGCUCCACUACGCGGACCUGGCGCAGCUGGCCCAGGGAGGGCCCCCAGAGGAUGAUGAGGCUGCCAAGCCCAGAGUCCGCUCCCCCGGGGGGCCUGAGGGACAGGCGCACAGACCGGGCCUCGGCGGGGCCAGUGUGCAGCCACUGGGCCCCCUGGCUGAACUCUUUGAUUUCGGGCUGCGGCAGUACUCGGGGUCCCGGGCGUCAGCCAGCCGCAGACUGAGGCUAGAGCGCAAAUAUGGCCACAUCACCCCCAUGACCCAGCGGAGUCUGCCCCCCUCCUUCUGGAAGGAGCCGGUACCCAGCCCCCUGGGCCUGCUCCGCCCUGGCACGCCAGACUUCAGCGACCUGCUGGCCAGCUGGUCAGCCGAGGCGGGCCCCGAGCUGCCAGGCGGAGCGGCCCAGGUCCUGGAGGGGGCACAGCUGGUAGAGGCCUAG